Molecule: messenger RNA, 922 nt
Organism: Olea europaea var. sylvestris
Lineage: Eukaryota; Viridiplantae; Streptophyta; Magnoliopsida; Lamiales; Oleaceae
Product: mitogen-activated protein kinase kinase 5-like
Exons: 1
Biological process (GO): protein phosphorylation
Cellular component (GO): cytoplasm
Molecular function (GO): ATP binding; protein serine/threonine kinase activity
Source: RefSeq, a predicted model, not a curated record
CCCAACUCCGCUCCGGCCUCCACCCCGACCUCCUUCGCCGAGCUUGAGCGGGUGAAUCGCAUCGGGAGCGGGAGUGGUGGGACAGUAUACAAGGUCCUCCACCGUCCCACCGGAAAAUUUUACGCUCUCAAAGUAAUCCACGGCACUCACGACGAGUCGGUGCGCCACCAGAUCUGCCGGGAAAUCGAGAUCCUCCGCGGGGUUGACAAUCAAAACGUGGUUAGAUGCCACAACCUGUAUGACCAUAAUGGAGAAAUUCAAGUCCUACUUGAAUACGUCGACAAGGGUUCUCUCGAAAACAUUCACAUCCCUGAUGAACGCUCUUUAUCUGAUCUCACCGGUCAAAUUCUCUCAGGUCUUUACUAUCUCCACAAGCGUAAAAUCGUUCAUCGAGACAUCAAACCCUCAAAUUUUCUGAUAAACUCAAGCCGAACUGUUAAAAUAGCCGAUUUCGGGGUAUCCCGGAUUUUGGAUCAAACAAUGGACGCCAAUUCAUCUGUGGGCACCAUAGCAUACAUGAGCCCAGAAAGGAUCAACACAGAUCUGAAUCAUGGAAAAUAUAAUGGUUAUGCAGGGGAUAUAUGGAGCUUGGGUGUAAGCAUUCUUGAAUUUUACUUGGGCAGAUUUCCGUUUGCUGUUGGUAGAGGAGGAGAUUGGGCAAGUCUUAUGUGUGCAAUUUGUAUGUCGGAUCCUCCCGAAGCCCCUGCUACAGCUUCAAGAGAAUUUAGGGAUUUCAUUUCGUGCUGUCUUCAAAGGGAUCCGUCGAAAAGAUGGACAUCCGCGAAGCUUUUGAGGCACCCGUUCAUUCUGCAAUAUGCCUCUCCCAGCAGUAACUCCAUUACUAGUAAUCAGGUCCCUCAGUCUCAUCAAUUAUUACCCCCUCCUCCACCCCGAUUUUCAUCUUCUUGAUUAGUUUUGGGAU